Molecule: messenger RNA, 1117 nt
Organism: Purpureocillium takamizusanense
Lineage: Eukaryota; Fungi; Ascomycota; Sordariomycetes; Hypocreales; Ophiocordycipitaceae
Exons: 2
Coding region: 85-882 (265 amino acids)
Source: RefSeq, a predicted model, not a curated record
CACAAACGAAGAAUGACGAGGCGGCGUCAUCGUCAUCUUGCUUCCAUUCACCUGUUCACUUUCACUCUUGUUGUCUAGCUGAGCAUGGAAUCUUGCAGCACCUGCGCCAUUAUACUGCCUCAGACCCUCUCCCCAGCAGCCAACAAGGCUCUGCCGCAGGAUCGGAGAGUUGAGUGCUGUGGGAGAAUCAUCUGUGGCAAAUGCGUUCAGGACAAUCCUCGUUUCGCAAGGUACUGCCCGUAUUGCCAAGUGUCAACCGCGCCCUCGCCGCUGCCACAGAGGCUGAAAGACCCUCCAUCAUACACUUCCAUCCCGUCCACUAGGGCUACUACAACAGAGGCGUCUUCUGCGCCGCCGCCGUACACCCCCACUGCUACCUCAGGCACACCCGAGUUGCACGAGAAGACAGCGCUCGCUGGAGACCCUGAGAAAAGCGAGGCUGCCGCACAAGACACGCUUCAUUUCCUGGAUCAUGAGCACGACAGCAUCGCGACUCUGUCCCUCAAAUACGAUGUCCCGGCGGCUGCGCUGCGUCGCACCAACAACAUAACAAGCGACCACCUGCUUGUCGGUCGCAAGACAGUCCUGAUACCGGCCGAAUAUUAUCGAGCAGGCGUGAGCCUCUCUCCCCGACCGGUGGAUGGCGAAGACGAAGAGCUUCGCAAGAGUAAAAUCCGUCGCUUCAUGACCUCGUGCAAGGUCUCCGACUACGACGUCGCUCUCUUGUAUCUGGAACAGUCCGCCUAUGAUCUCGGGGCUUCCAUCGAAGCCUUCUUCGACGACGAAGCAUGGGAAAAAAGUCAUCCCAUGCAGCGGUUGGGUAAGGUUGGUUCGGCUAAGAACGUCGCCAAGAAUUGUGACACCUUUCGGCGAAGACCGUAAGCCGAGUGUCGCACCUUUGCAUCUUGUUAAUGGCGUGGGGGCGGAGAGGGACUUGAGCAGUCUCCAUACAUGCUUCGAUUCCAGAGAAAUCGUAACAUCCAUAUCUUGGAUGCCAUUCCCUGGUCGCUCAGGGGUUUGUUGCUCCGUACAUAUUCCGAGGGUUGUAAUCGAUUCGACGUGUAACAACAAUACACAAAUUCUUACACAUCGCUCGCACACAUGCCGAUGACCGACC